Molecule: messenger RNA, 273 nt
Organism: Staurois parvus
Lineage: Eukaryota; Metazoa; Chordata; Amphibia; Anura; Ranidae
Source: the annotation of a GenBank genome assembly
AUCGUUGGUGUCAGUGGGAGGAAUAGUGCCCCCCAUCGUUGGUGUGUCAGUGGGAGGAGGAAUAGUGCCCCAUCAUUGGUGUCAGUGGGGGGAGGAAUAGUGCCCCAUCAUAGGUGUCAGUGGGGGGAAUAGUGCCCCAUCAUUGGUAUCAGUGGGGGGGAGGAAUAGUGCCCCAUCAUAGGUGUCAGUGGGGGGAGGAAUAGUGCCCCAUCCUUGGUGUCAGUGGGGGGAGGAAUAGUGCCCCAUCCUUGGUGUCAGUGGGGGGAGGAAUAG